This is a messenger RNA of Anthonomus grandis grandis, 1941 nucleotides long. RefSeq names its product extracellular serine/threonine protein kinase four-jointed (gene fj). The record is from RefSeq and is a predicted model, not a curated record. Bases 138 to 1415 code for a protein of 425 amino acids. The transcript has a single exon. Gene Ontology annotation, biological process: cell-cell signaling. Lineage: Eukaryota; Metazoa; Arthropoda; Insecta; Coleoptera; Curculionidae.
UAUUCAGUGUAUAAAAGACUCCCAUUUAAACCAGUCGGGUGGUUAGUCGGUUCAUUCGCUCUCGAUCGAUCGCUCCGGGGCUCUAAAACUGACUCUGUUUUUUAAUAUGUGCUUUGAUUGAUUCAGUUUUUAACAGAAUGGUUUCUUACGUGAGUUUUGGCGGUGCCGGGGACCAUUCGUGGGAAACCAGACCGAAAACCCCUGCAUAUAAAAACUUGUGUUUAGUUAGUGCAGUGUUUGCCUUCAGUGUUGGAUUAACUAUUGGAAUACUUAUACCUAUUAUGUAUUUUAAUAAUUAUUUCACCAAGCAGCCAUCUCCAGCAGCAGUAGCAGUUAAUUCUUCCUAUAUAAAAACGAUUUUUGUGAAUAACAGUUUUGGGUUUCAGAACGCUUCUGAUUACCCUACAGUGUCUUUUGUUGAACUCCCUGAUACAACUAACACUGAAUAUGUGGAAAAUGGUAUUUAUUGGGGUAAACAAGUAGAAUCAGCCCUUCCCGAGGGUUAUAGAGACCAUAAGCACACUAUCUGGUCAGAUUAUGUCGGUAAAGCCGUGGCAAUAAGGCUUGAAAAUGGUUGCGGUCGUAUGCAAAACCGUUUGGUGACCUUUCAAGAUGGCCUUAAAGGUUGUGUGAGAUACAGGCAAAAUACUGAUCAAAUCCAAGGGGAGUUGUUCAGCUUUUAUUUGGCACAGAUAUUGAAUUUACCCAAUUUAGCACCGAGUGCUGUUAGUAUCGUUGACCUGGCAUCACCUCUUUGGGCGAAUUUACAUAACGAAAUUGCUUCUGCUCAGUGGAACUCUAAUAGGCCUAUAGUGCUGACCCAAUUUAUUUCAAAUUUGAACUCAGCAAAUAUUCCUGCCGUAUUCAAGCCUCUGGAGAGGCAUUUGAAUAAGUUGGAUGUGGUUAAUAUGACUUUAAAUCCUCUACUAGAUAAAAGCGAUUUGCUUAAGAAUCUUGUGGAGCUGGCGCAGUGGUCUGAUUUAAUCAUCUUUGAUUAUCUUACUGCUAAUCUGGAUAGGAUCGUAAAUAAUUUGUAUAAUUAUCAAUGGAAUGUGAACAUUAUGGAUGCCCCAGCUCAUAAUUUGGCCAAGAGGAUUGAUAGUGAGUUGCUGGUAUUCUUGGAUAACGAAUCUGGAUUAUUGCAUGGAUAUCGUUUACUAAAGAAGUAUGAGGUCUACCACUCGAUUCUUCUGGAUAAUUUGUGUAUAUUUAGAAGACAAACUGCAACAAUUAUUAAAAAAUUGAAACAUAAAGCAAACAUCGGAAAGUUAUUAAGGGACAUGUUUGAAAAGCGGAACAGUGCCACAGUGAAAGACAUUUUACCAACGCUUCCAGAUAAAAGUGUAAAAAUUCUUAAUGAGAGGAUAGACAGGGUGUACAAUCAAAUUACAAAGUGCGAGUCAGUGUUUACGUAGCCUAAAAUGGUGCUUAGGGAUAUUAUUAUGCCAUAUUAAAGAAAGGAUGUUAGAGACUUUGUAAGUACGAGUGCCACGUGUAUGUUAGUUUUGCUGUGUCUUAGGUAAUUUAUUUAUUUCGAUGGUUUUCACAUAAAACUUUUAUUGAUUUAUUAAUUAAGUUGUAAAUGGGCAAAUUAUGUAUAGCUUCAAUUUUAGUUGCUUCAGUUAUUAACUGUUUAUAAAGUUUUGAUCGUUUUUUUAAGGGCUGUGCAAGCAAUUUUUUCAAAAGGUAAUAUUUCCAAAAACUUUGCUCUUUUAUAAAAAAUUAUUAAUUUGUUCAUUUUCAAACUAAAUAUGCUUUGGCCGUUUCAUUGUGAUUCUUAUUCACGUCAUUGCCUAUAGCGUAUAUCCUUUGUAAUUAAAAAAUAUAUUUAUUUUCUUUUAUAUGCAUUUUAAGGUUUAACAGUGAGAGUUAGGAAUUAACUUGUACAUAAUUCUCAUUAUAGAAACAUUGUGAUAUUACGUGAUCCAAAAUGUGAUCGAG